AUGUGGACGGACUCAGCAACAGUCAUCAGUUGGUUGAAUUCCGAAAACCGAAAGUACACUCAAUUCGUUGCACAUCGGGUGGGAGAAAUUCUGGAAAGUACAGAUGUGAACGAAUGGAGGUGGAUACCCACCAAUGAGAACGUAGCAGAUGAAGCAACGAAAUUGACAAAAACACCGAAUUUCGAGCCGACUAACCGCUGGUUCCAUGGGCCAGAUUUUCUCCGUCUAAGUGAAGAUAAAUGGCCAGAGAAGAAACCGAUCAAAAUCGACAUCGAGGAGGAAAUGAAAGCGAAUUUUCUUCAUUCAAGUCUGGUGUUACCUAAGAUCAUCGAUCCAGAUCGUUUCUCGAAUUAUAAUCGGAUGAUCCGAUCACUCGCGUACGCAAUCAGAUUCAUCAACCUGUUCACCGGCAAAGCAAAAAAAGGUGAACCGUUAAAACAAGAAGAGCUGCGCAAAGCAGAAAAUUUGAUAAUUCGUCAAGCACAAUUCGAAGGAUAUCCGACGGAAAUGGUAACUCUCCUGAGAAAUGAAAUUCUUCCAAUCGAACAACAAAAGUGUAUCGAAAAGCCAAGUCUGUUAUAUGAAAGCACACCAUUCUUAGAUGCCGAUAAAAUUCUACGUAUGAAAGAGCGAAUUGAUGGCGCGCGAGAAUUAUCAAUGGAUACGAAACGUCCAAUUGCCUUACCUAAGAAUGGAAGAAUUACCGAGCUACUGCUGACCGAAUAUCACUCCAAAUUUUUCCAUCAAAAUCAUGAAACAGUCGUGAACGAAGUACGACAGAAAUUCUACAUUCCUCGUUUACGAGAGGUGCUAAAAAGAAUCCGGAAAAAUUGUCAAAGUUGCAAGAUCAAGAAGGCUCAUCCUAUUCCACCACAAAUGGCGGAUUUACCACAAGCAAGAUUGGCGACAAGAUUCAUUCCGUUCUCAUUUGUCGGAAUUGAUUUUUUUGGUCCGAUUUAUGUGUCAGUUGGACGUCGCAGAGAGAAGAGGUGGGGUGUGCUAUUCACAUGCCUCACUAUAAGAGCAGUACAUAUCGAAAUAGCGUCAGGAUUGGAUACGAACUCGUGUAUACUGUGCAUUCAAACCUUCGUUGCUGAUCGAGGACCAGUUGUCGAAUUCCACAGUGAUUGGGGUACGAAUUUCAAAGGAAGCAAUAACGAACUCCAAGAAGAAAUCAAGAAAAUCGACUUUGAACGAUUGCAAACCGAAUUCACAUCAACGUACACAAAAUGGAUAUUCAAUCCGCCAGCGUCGCCACAUAUGGGUGGGAGUUGGGAAAGACUGAUACGCUCUGUCAAGUCAUCAAUUAAUGAAAUCAUGCCAACUCGCACACCGAAGGAAGACAUGUUACGCAAUCUGAUGAAGCAAGUGCAGAACGUCAUCAACUCAAGGCCGUUGACAUUUAUUCCAUUGGAUGUGGAGGAAGACGAAGCAUUGACUCCCAACCACUUCAUUAGACUUUCGUCGAACGGUCUAAAGCCACCAUGUGAGAUCGAAUUGGACGGUGCAUAUUUGAGAAGAAGCUGGAAAGAAUCUCAACGGUUGACCGAAUUGUUUUGGAAACGUUUCAUCAGAGAAUAUCUACCGUCAAUAACUCGACGAACUAAAUGGCAUCAGAAGGUGGCACCGUUGAAAGUUGGCGAUUUGGUUUUGAUAGUCGACGAGAAUAACCCGAGAAACACAUAUCCUAAGGCAAAGAUUAUCCAAACCGUCGUCGGGUCAAACAAUCAGGUACGUCGAGCAAAAGUGGAAUUGAUUGCGGGUACGAAGUCUACCUCCGACGGGAAAAUUUACGAGGUGAAGAAAGGAAAUUUAUGGAGAUCUGCUCACAAGCUAGCACUGCUGGACGUCGAGACAAAGAAUGGUUUAGCUUCUCCCAAAUUGGAUAGCGAAACGGGUGGGAGUGUUAAAACGACUACCAGCACUGAUCUCACCACGGAACGAAGUAUGACAGUUGUCAAGAAAAGAGCAAAUGCAAAUGGUCGAUACAAUUUGCGAAUCAAAUAA
Bradysia coprophila is the source of this 2007-nucleotide messenger RNA. RefSeq lists its product as uncharacterized. NCBI's taxonomy places the organism in Eukaryota, Metazoa, Arthropoda, Insecta, Diptera, Sciaridae. Gene Ontology annotation, molecular function: nucleic acid binding. The record is from RefSeq and is a predicted model, not a curated record. Gene Ontology annotation, biological process: DNA integration.